Tachysurus vachellii is the source of this 1526-nucleotide messenger RNA. It is a transcript of the gene sp5a, whose product is annotated as Sp5 transcription factor a. Bases 234 to 1373 code for a protein of 379 amino acids. NCBI's taxonomy places the organism in Eukaryota, Metazoa, Chordata, Actinopteri, Siluriformes, Bagridae. The record is from RefSeq and is a predicted model, not a curated record. Gene Ontology annotation, molecular function: RNA polymerase II cis-regulatory region sequence-specific DNA binding; DNA-binding transcription factor activity, RNA polymerase II-specific. The transcript has 2 exons. Gene Ontology annotation, biological process: regulation of transcription by RNA polymerase II.
GGCAGCGGCAAACUUCAAAGUCAUAAAUCUUCCUCCUGACUGGCUGGCGGCCCACCAAAGUCCUUAUCAAAUCCUAAGAAGUGAUCCUUCAGUCCCUCAGAUGGUCCAAGGAUAUCUGGAGGAGAGGAAUCGCAGGGACUCCACUUUUCUACAGGAAUACGCUGUUGUGUUUCUUCCAGCGCUCCGACUCUUCGCCUGAGACUGUGAGGAAGAGCGCGAGGAGAAAGUUGGCCAUGGCAGCGGUGGCUGUGCUGAGGAACGACAGUCUACAGGCGUUUCUGCAGGACCGUACUCCAAACUCCUCACCGGAGAACAAGCAUUCACCUCUGGCGCUUUUAGCAGCUACGUGUAACCGCAUCGGGCACCAUCACCACCACCACCACCACCACCCAUCCAACCCAGCUGACUUUAUCCAAGUUCCAUACGACGCGACCCUGGGUUCUCCAUCGCGCAUUUUCCAUCCGUGGAGUAACGAGGCAAAUCCUCAGACUGCUAUUUCCAGCAGUUCCUCUUUCGGACUAUCGUCUAAACCUCCACUUUCUGCGCACCUCCAAGGCUCCUACAGCUCUCCCCAUGAGCUGCCGUUAACACCUCCGGCAGAGCCCUCGUACCCUUACGACUUCUCGCCGGUCAAGAUGUUGCCGUGCUCCGUACAGUCAUUACAGGCCACGUGUCCGCCGACCUACGUCCCUGCUGUGACGUACACGGCUCCAGCGCCCAUGCCACCUGCCGUGCCAGCUUUUGUAGCCGGCCACUCAGGCCUGGUACCCCAACAGCAGAGACAGCUGUCCCCAAAUCCGGCCGAGGACAUCCCGUGGUGGAGCUUGCAGCAAGGCAACGCCGUAAGUCACCCGUCGUCCCUGGCGCCUCACCGUUUUCCUCUCCAGAGGGGUUUAGUGCUUGGCCACACGGACUUGGCGCAGUACCAGAGUCAGAUAGCGGCUCUGCUGCACCCCAAAUCCCCCCUCGCUUCAGCGCGCCGAUGCCGCAGGUGUCGCUGCCCGAACUGCCAAACGUCCAGCUCGAGCGACGAGCCAGGUAAAAAGAAGCAGCACGUAUGCCAUGUUCCCGGCUGCGGCAAAGUUUACGGCAAGACGUCCCAUCUAAAAGCGCACCUUCGCUGGCACUCCGGAGAGAGGCCGUUCGUCUGCAACUGGCUUUUCUGCGGGAAAAGUUUUACACGCUCAGAUGAGCUGCAGAGGCACCUGAGGACACACACCGGAGAGAAGCGCUUCGCCUGUCCCGACUGCUGCAAGAGGUUCAUGAGGAGCGACCACUUGGCCAAACACGUGAAAACACAUCAGAACAAGAAAGCCAAACCUCAUGAGAAGAGCGCAGAACACGUUAAACGGGAAGACACGAGACACAUUUAAAGGACUGGUGCAAUAUCUUGCACUCCUGAAAGUGCACAGAACAUAAAAAGUGGACUUUACAAAAUUUUGCAACUUUCUUAACAACCAUUACCAUGCAAGUUGUUUCUUUUAAAGGCGUGAAAAGUCUUGCUUAUUUGGAAUUUACAUUUCUGG